Molecule: messenger RNA, 843 nt
Organism: Coprinopsis cinerea okayama7#130
Lineage: Eukaryota; Fungi; Basidiomycota; Agaricomycetes; Agaricales; Psathyrellaceae
Exons: 1
Coding region: 1-843 (280 amino acids)
Source: RefSeq, a predicted model, not a curated record
AUGGCCUCCCAAGUAAUCAACCAAGUCAUACCGGGCUUCAGCCUCACAAACCGCUGGCUCCUCUACACCAGCAUCAUGCUCACUCCCGCCCAGGCGCUCUCUGGCGUCGGCAGCCACUGCCCCAGCAACCUCGGUUUCCUCGCCUUCAACUGGUACCAGCAAUACAGCUGGUACAUGGCCGCCAAAUCACGCGAACUACACGCGCUAUCCCUCCUUCCCGUGCACCUCAACCUGGUCUACGCCAUCACUUAUCUCGGAGGGAUUACAGCCGGGAAUGCAUUCAUAGGCGUACCUUUAGGGCUGGGAACGGCGGGGCUGAUGAUCCUCAACACCGUAACUGCAUGGAUCAGUCUCAAGACGAACCUACCUGAAGGAGACGGGGUGUACCAGUUCUUCUUUUUCGGAUGGAGGACACUGUCGAAGGGUUGGCGGAUUUUCUUCCUCUUAUGGCAGAUAAACGAUACGUUGGUCGUGGCCGCCUCAGUCUUCAUCGGCAUCAUCUGGGGAGUGAUUAUCUCAUUCGAUCCCGAGACGAUCUUCAGUAUUCAAAGUCGCGACUUCCUUUUGUGGAGGGAAACAGCAAUCCUGUGGGGUCCACCUACCAUGUUGCUGUUUACGUGGCCGCUGGUGCUCUGGAUGGAGCUGAUCGUGCAGAAGAAUAAUAUUGUUUCGGAGACGGAUAUGGUGUCGGUUUGGCUGUUCAUUGCACAGGUGGCAACGAUGGUGUGGCCGAGUUUGGUGAACUUGGUUGGGGCGAUCUGGUGGUGUGGAAAAAGGAAAGCGGGGGAUGAGGAGGAGGGCGCUGUGAUCCCGAUGGCGGAGAAAUCCAUAAAUCAAGUGUAA